Messenger RNA from Liolophura sinensis, 869 nucleotides. RefSeq names its product sorting nexin-31-like. The transcript is spliced from 6 exons. Bases 330 to 869 code for a protein of 179 amino acids. NCBI's taxonomy places the organism in Eukaryota, Metazoa, Mollusca, Polyplacophora, Chitonida, Chitonidae. The record is from RefSeq and is a predicted model, not a curated record.
GUUGAAUAAUGUCAGCUGAUCACAAAGUUUGCUUCAAAAUUGACGUUAUUGGCUACUGUCAAAAAUGUUAUUUCAACUUUUUGGACAAUUAAGUUAAAAUGUAUAGCCUUUGUUGGCCGGUCUGCAUUUCAUGUGGCUUAGCCUACAUGUGCUUGUUAGAUGAAUUCAUUUCAUUUGAGAUCAUUUCCAUAUGACACUUUUUCAAGUUAACACAUUGUAGAGUAGGGCCUACUAGCACUAAAACUAUUUAGUUUAUCGGCUAUCGACAGAAGCAAAAGAGAAAUUAAAAAAAAAAAACAAAUUCCCCGUUUGGGAAAUUCAGUGAUAGCAUGGAAUUGUCCGAUUUUCAAACCGUUGAAGUUCAUACACUGGACAAGGACAGUCCAAGUGUGAAGAUAUUGUCAAAAGUGAACAAUAACCAGUUGUUGACCACAGAUCUUCAUCGAAAAGUCUGUGAUACACUAGGUCUGUCAAAAUCAAGCCAUGGAGCAUUUGCCUUGUUUCUUGGAGGCCUUACUCCAGUCAGAAAACUGCGGCCGUAUGACUGUAUUACAUUACCUGUAACAGAUUUGACUUUCCAAAAAUGGUGUUUUGAUCCAAAGAAGGAGAAGGAAUUGUUAAAGACAGAUGCGAAUGCAGCCCAUUGGCUCUUUGUCCAGGCUUUGAAUCAGGUGGAAACAGGGAAAAUCCGUCCGACCAAGCCACAAUUGCAGGAGCUGGAGGAGUGCUUAAAUCCAGCUUUUUGCACAGAAAAGCAGUACGUGGAGAUCUGCCACACUGUGGAAAAAUACUUUGAGUUUUGUUUGGAUAACUGCAGAUUGUUGACUGAGGUCACUUGUCUUGACCAUCCCUACAGGGUCAGUACUUAA